UUUGAACGUUCUGCUUGAUGCGGUCAGAAGGUUACUGCUAAUAACUUGUCGGUAAAGUUCGCCUUACGUCUAAUAAAGUAAUUAAAUUAUAGUUAACUAUCCAUGUCCGCUCGCGACCUAGAUAAAUGUCCAUAUUAUGCUCCUUUUUUCGGUGUAUUAGGAGCCACAUCAGCUAUGGUUUUCACGGCCUUUGGAGCUGCCUACGGUACCGCAAAAAGUGGCACAGGAAUUUCUGCUAUAUCUGUGAUGAAGCCAGAUUUAAUAAUGAAGUCGAUUAUACCUGUAGUGAUGGCCGGUAUUAUUGCCAUUUACGGGUUAGUCGUGGCAGUAAUUAUUAGCAGCAACAUGAAAGGAGACAGCUAUACUUUAUAUAAAUCUUUUAGAGAUUUAGGCGCUGGUGUGGCUGUCGGCUUGUCCGGUUUAGCUGCCGGUUUUGCAAUUGGCGUGGUUGGUGAUAGUGGUGUUAGAGGGAACGCACAGCAGCCUCGAUUGUUUGUAGGCAUGAUUUUAAUCUUGAUCUUUGCAGAAGUUCUGGGUCUAUACGGGAUGAUCGUCGCUCUUAUAUUAUAUACAUCCCCCACAGAAUCUUGUUUAAAAUAAAUCUCUCCAAAUCUCAU
Molecule: messenger RNA, 617 nt
Organism: Zophobas morio
Lineage: Eukaryota; Metazoa; Arthropoda; Insecta; Coleoptera; Tenebrionidae
Product: V-type proton ATPase 16 kDa proteolipid subunit c-like
Exons: 5
Coding region: 103-600 (165 amino acids)
Biological process (GO): proton transmembrane transport
Cellular component (GO): proton-transporting V-type ATPase, V0 domain; membrane
Molecular function (GO): proton-transporting ATPase activity, rotational mechanism
Source: RefSeq, a predicted model, not a curated record